AUGGAUCAUUGGAAUUUUAUUGAAACUAGUACAUCAGGCCAACCAAUUCUAAGGGAAGCAGAGAAAGAUAUCUUACUUGAUCAUAAUGUGGGAUUAUAUCAUGGCAAAUCGAAGAUACUGCAUAGACAAAAUGGUCGGAUAUUUUUAACAUCCCAGAGAAUAAUUUAUGUUGACAAUAAUGAUCCCAUUAAUAAUUCUUUAGCAUUAGAAUUAGAUGAUAUUGGCUCUAUUGAAUAUCAGUCAAAAUUUUUAAAAAGGUCUGCAAGAAUGAUCGUUUUUUUUAAGGAUGCAGAUGUCAUUUUACACUUGUCAAAGUUGAAGAGAGAAAAUAGCUCAAAAAAAGAUAUUCUUACAGAGUGGAUUUGUCCAAUAUGUAUGUUCGCAAACGAAUACGAAGGAGAAUUUACCGAAGCAACGAUAACUCCUCCAGUUUGUACAAACUGUGGUGUACCUGCUGAUUAUGAAUUAUCUAAAUCCUCUAUCAAAAUAUCGUCAAUCUCAACAAGCUCCAAAAGGUUAGUCAAAAAGUCAGGAGGUGAAAAUGAUAAUAUAUGCCCAGCAUGUACUUUUAUUAAUCACUCAGAACUUAGAAAUUGUGAAAUAUGUGGUACGAGGCUUCCAAAAGCUAAAAAAAUACGAGGAAACUUCAAUUCUAGAAAAAAUAAAAAAUUCCAAUUGUUAUUAGAGAAUGUUUCGUCAGGUAAUACUGAUUUGAAAGAAGUGAAUUAUGCUCAGUUCAGUUUUAGAAAUUCAGAUGGCAUAUUGUUCUCUGAGGCAACAGAAAUGGCUUUGGAUAAUCUAUCAAAGGCAAGAAAUACAGAGAUUUUUAAUAAAGAUUUAGUUUCCGUCAAUGGAAUGUCUAUAAAGAGUCCUGUGAUGAAAGAGUUACCUUAUAUCGAAACUAAAUUAAGUAGAACUGGUAUUUCUACGCUAGAGCAGUCAAGAGAAACACAGCUAGCUAGAAAUGAUAUAUUAUUAAACAAUGCGCUCUCUGAUUUAAGCAAUUUAAUGUCAUUUGCUGAUGAUAUUGAGAAAUUAUAUUCUCGGUAUAAUAAAAAUGAUAUUAGUAGCAGUAAGAUGAACUCUAAGCAAGUUCCCUCCUUGAUUGUUGAUAGAGAUAAGUUUUACAAUAAGAAUAUCUUCAUCGAAGAAAUUGCCCGUGAGAUAUACGAGUUUGCAACUUCAGAGUUUAAAGAUGAACAGCAAAGAGAGGGUUGUGUUAUGAUCUCACUUGUAGACUUAUACGCGAUGUACAACAAAGCGAUGCGAAUUGGCGUAGGGUUUGUUUCGCCACUUGAGAUGAGAGAAGCAUGUGAGAGUUUUGAAAGAUUGGGAUUAACAAAAUUAAAGCUAACGAAGAUUAAUCAGAGAAUUUUAUGUCUGGGGUCUGAUAAUGCUCUAGAAAUUAUCAAAACAAAGAUAGUACAAAUUAUAGAGCAGUUUCCGGGUAGCCAUUUACUUCAAAUCUCAAAGAAGCUUAAUGAGUAUUCACAAAGUGACUGGACAAUUGGUGUGAUAACAGAAGUUUUACAAAAUUGUAUUGAUAGUGGUAUUUUGGUUGUAGACGAACAAUUAACUGGUAUUUUAUACUACAAAAAUUUAUUUUGGCAUAUAUAA
Molecule: messenger RNA, 1617 nt
Organism: Henningerozyma blattae CBS 6284
Lineage: Eukaryota; Fungi; Ascomycota; Saccharomycetes; Saccharomycetales; Saccharomycetaceae
Gene: VPS36
Product: ESCRT-II subunit protein VPS36
Exons: 1
Coding region: 1-1617 (538 amino acids)
Biological process (GO): protein transport to vacuole involved in ubiquitin-dependent protein catabolic process via the multivesicular body sorting pathway
Cellular component (GO): ESCRT II complex; late endosome membrane
Molecular function (GO): phosphatidylinositol-3-phosphate binding; ubiquitin binding
Source: RefSeq, a predicted model, not a curated record